AUGUUUCCAUUCCACCAACUCUCUUUGCAGUCUGACAGCGAGUCCGAGGAGGAGGAGGAAGAAGUCGAAGAGGAAGAGUCGGAGGAGGAAGAAGACGAUGCUCCCAAGGCCGCCGGCGAUGCCGGGCGAGCGUCGAUCUACCUGCGACAGGGCGACAGCGACAGCGAGGACAGCGACGACGGUCGCGCGCGCGUCGUUCGGCCGGCUCGGGAGAAGCGGUACGACGAGAUGGUGUCGACGGUGGAGCAGAUUAAGAACCAGAUGAAGAUUAACGACUGGGUCGCUCUGCAGGAGAGCUUUGAAAAGCUGAACAAGCAGCUGGAGAAGGUGCUUCGCCUGAUCGAGUCCUCCGUGCCCCCGCGGCCGUACAUCAAGGGCGUGGUUCUGCUCGAAGACCACCUGAACGCCGCUUUGACGAACAAAGAGGCGAAAAAGAAGAUGAGCAGCAGCAACGCCAAGGCUCUGAAUUACAUGAAGCAGAAGCUGAAGAAGAAUAACAAGCUGUACGAGGCUGUUAUUGAGAAGUUCCGAGCGAGUCCGGAGUCUGAAGAAGAGGAGGAGGAGGACGAGGAGGAGGAAGAGGAGGAUGAGGACGAGGAGGACGAGGAGGGGGUGGAAGAUCCGUUGGAUAGGAAGGGAGGGGAUGAGGAGGAGGAGGAGGGAGGGGAGGGGUGGGAGACGCAGAAGAGCAAGAAGGAUCGGGCGUUGGAGAAGCAGUUUCAGAGGGAUCAUAGCGAGAUUAAGUGGGAGGAGGUCAAUCAGAAGCUGAAGGAGAUUAUUGCCGCUAGGGGUCGCAAGGGGACGGAUAGGGUGGAGCAGGUGGAGCAGCUGACUUACCUGGCUAAAGUCGCAAAAACCCCUGCGCAGAAACUGGAAGUGAUGAUGCAGGUGGUUUCCGCGCAAUUCGAUGUUUCGCAGAACCUUCACCUGCAUCUGCCCGUCCCCGUUUGGAAGAAAUGCGCGGAGAACAUAAUGACGAUUCUUGACAUUCUCGAGGGGAACCACAACAUUGUUUUGGACGAGAAUUACGAGGUCGUGGAGGACGAUAACGAGUCGCAGAAAGGCGCGGACUAUGAAGGGAAGAUUCGGGUGUGGGGAUCGGUGGUGUCGUUUGUAGAGCGUAUGGACGACGAGCUGUUUAAGAGCCUGCAGUGCACGGACCCCUACACUAAGACGUACUUAGAGCGGCUUAAGGACGAGCCCACGCUGCUCGCGCUGGCGAACGCGCAGGCGUACGCGCUGCGCGUGGGCGACACCAAGGGCGCGUCGCGCGCGGCUCGUCGUCUGUGCGAGCACAUUUACUACAAGCCUCAGAACGUGUAUGCAGCUCUGCGCCUGAUGUCGGAGCAGCAGCAGCAGGCAGCCGUGGCCGCCGCCGCCGCCGCCGAAACCCCCGCGGACGCCGCCGCCGCAGCAGCAGGCGACGAGGACGCUUCCCCAGACGACGAGCCCGAGUCCGCCGCCGCGAAAGACGCCAAACGCCGCGCCGCGAUCGCGGUGAACUCGUACGGGCCGCCCGCAUUCAUCCCGACGCCAGAGGCGGUUCCGCGGUGGCCGGUUUUCCCGGAGAGCGGGCGCGCGAUGAUGAAGGCGCUGCUGGCGGUGGUGUACGCGCACGGAGAGGAGCGCAGCAAGGCGCGCGCGAUGCUGUGCGACAUCUACCACCACGCCAUCAACGACGAGUACCACACUGCGCGCGAUCUCAUGCUGAUCUCCCACCUCCAGGACGCGGUGCAGCAGAUGGACAUCAGCACGCAGAUUCUCUUUAACCGCGCCAUGGCCCAACUCGGACUCGCAGCCUUCCGCAGGGGGCUCAUCCCCGACGCCCACAGCUGCCUCGCCGACCUCUUCGCCGGCGGCCGCGUGAAGGAGCUCCUCGCACAGGGCGUGUCUCAGUCGCGGUUCCACGAGAAGACCCCCGAGCAGGAGCGCGUGGAGCGGCGCCGGCAGAUGCCGUACCACAUGCACGUGAAUCUGGAGUUAUUAGAGGCGGUGCAUCUGCUGUGCGCCAUGCUGCUGGAGGUGCCGUCGCUGGCCGCACACUCCACUGACGGGCGUAGGCGCGUUAUCUCUAAGAAUUUCCGCCGGUUGCUCGAUAUGUACGAGCGCCAGACGUUCACCGGCCCUCCGGAGAAUGUCAGGGAUCAUGUCAUGGCUGCUUCUAGAGCGCUCAUGUGUGGCGACUGGCAGCGAGCUGUGCAGCUGGCAGAGGCGCUGGACGUGUGGAAGCUGCUUCCGGUGGCGCAGAGGGAAUCCGUGCUGGGGAUGCUGAGGGGCAAGAUCCAGCAGGAGGCACUGCGGACGUUCCUCUUCAAUGCGUCGUCCACUUAUGCUUCCAUCAGUCUUGACCAGCUGACGCAGAUGUUUGGCAUGACGGAGAAGGCAGUGACAGGGGUUGCCAGCCGCAUGAUGAUGAAUGAGGAGAUCAGUGCCAGCUGGGACCAGCCCUCCAAGUGCAUCGUGGUCAACGCGGUCAACCCCACGCGCCUGCAGCACCUCGCCCUGCAGUACGCCGAUAAGCUAUCAGUUCUUGUGGAGGGCAACGAGCGAGCCUUCUCAGAGAAGACUGGCGGCAUGACCAUCGAAGGCGCAGGGGGAGAGAGAGGCGGGGGCAGGCGGGGCAAGGACGGAGGCGGGGACUAUGGAGGCGGGCGCAGGGAUGAUUACGGUGGUGGGGGCGGGGAGAGGUACGGGAGAGGGGGAGGACGAGGCGGGUAUGGCGGCCGGGGGGGAGGGAGAGGAGGAUGGGGCGGCGGUGGGGGAGGAGGUGGUGGGGGCGGGAGAGGGGGGUAUAGAGGGGGAGAUGGGGGAGGAAGGGGAGGGCGUGGGGGAAGAGGGGGGUAUAGAGGGGGAGAUGGUGGAGGGAGGGGAGGAAGGGGUGGUGGCGGCGGUGGUGGUGGUGGGGACGCUAGCAGGUUUGUCAACCUCGGUCGGGCGGGAGGGUAUUAG
Molecule: messenger RNA, 2949 nt
Organism: Closterium sp. Yama58-4
Lineage: Eukaryota; Viridiplantae; Streptophyta; Zygnematophyceae; Desmidiales; Closteriaceae
Source: the annotation of a GenBank genome assembly